Lampris incognitus (smalleye Pacific opah) is the source of this 3233-nucleotide messenger RNA. It is a transcript of the gene nsdhl, whose product is annotated as NAD(P) dependent steroid dehydrogenase-like. The record is from RefSeq and is a predicted model, not a curated record. Gene Ontology annotation, molecular function: 3-beta-hydroxy-Delta5-steroid dehydrogenase (NAD+) activity. The transcript is spliced from 8 exons. Lineage: Eukaryota; Metazoa; Chordata; Actinopteri; Lampriformes; Lampridae. Bases 97 to 1134 code for a protein of 345 amino acids. Gene Ontology annotation, biological process: steroid biosynthetic process.
CAAGAAGCUGUGAGGGGCAGGCAGCAGCUCAUCCAUCCACCAGUCUGCCUAUCAAGUUUGAACAGUUCACCUGUUGUCUAAUUUUGACUUCUAAGUAUGAGUACUCGUGUUCGGCCGAGUAGUAAACGGUGUGCAGUCAUAGGGGGCUCAGGUUUCCUCGGUAGACACUUAGUGGAGAAACUGUUGGAUCGGGGCUAUUCUGUGUCCGUCUUUGACAUCCGCCAAAACUACGAGCUGCCUGGUCUGACCUUCUACCAGGGAGACCUCUGCGACAAACAAGCUCUGCUGCCAGCAUUGAAGGAUGUGUCCCUGGUCUUCCACUGUGCCUCUCCAGCCCCUGCCAGUGAUGACCGUGCUCUCUUCCAGAGGGUCAACAUCCAGGGCACCCAGUCUGUGAUCCAGGCCUGCAAAGAGGCUGGAGUACAUAAACUGGUUCUGACAAGCAGUGCCAGUGUGGUGUUUGAGGGAAAAGACGUUAAGAAUGGGAAAGAGGACCUACCAUACGCUAUGAAACCUAUUGACUACUACACGGAAACCAAGAUCGAACAAGAGAAGUUGGUCUUAGGGGCAUGUGACAUGCAGAAGGGUUUCCUCACAGUCGCCAUCCGGCCUCAUGGUAUCUUUGGUCCCCGGGACCCACAACUGGUACCUAUCCUAGUGGACACAGCUCGCAGGGGGAAAAUGAAGUUCAUCAUUGGGGAUGGGACCAAUCUGGUGGAUUUCACCUUCGUAGAGAAUGUAGUUCAUGGACAUAUUCUGGCUGCUGAACACCUGAAGCCAGACUCACCUGUAUGUGGCAAGGCAUACCACAUCACCAAUGAUGAGCCGAUUCGUUUCUGGGACUUCAUGUCUGAAGUGCUGGUGGGUUUGGGAUAUGCAGCACCUCGCUACCACCUACCCUACACACUGGUGUAUGUACUGGCCAUGCUGCUCUGGCUGCUGGCCCUGAUCCUGCGCCCUAUAAUGCCUUUCAAACCAACAUUUACUCCUAUGAGGGUGGCCCUGGCCGGCACCCACCACUACUACAGCUGUGACCGUGCCAAGCAGGACAUGGGUUAUAAACCAGUAGUCAGUCUGAGGGAGGGCAUAGCACGUACAGUGAUGAGCUACCCUCAUCUCAAGCAAGGAGCUUGAGGGCAAUGAAGACUGUCUCAAAAUGUGACGAUACAAGCACUAUCAUGCACUGGCUCAGAACUGGGAUAUAGUGGAAUACAGAUCGAUUUUCAUUAUACAAGUCAGAGUGAAGCAAUUGGCGGGUUGCAUUUAUUUAAUAAUAGCUUUUUGGAUCCCUGAAUAUGAAUCGCCUCAGUGCUUUGCCUCUUCCAUGGCUGCACCAGUCUCACCAGCAGAUGGCAGCAGACAUUCAUGUUCGCAAGAUCGCCCUUUCAUGAGUGUGUACCAAAUGGCAAAAAUAGUUUGUUAAUGCAAUGACCUGUUAAUACACUGUGACAACAGUUACCGUUUACAGAUGUCUUUUUUCCCCCCUGUGCUGAUACAUGUUAGUGUUGUGGUUUGCAUUCAGAUUUUGCAGUAAAUUUCAAAAGGCUUUAAUUACCUUCCUUUGAAAGUCCUUGCCUCACUGCUUCAAUGAGAACAGUUUAAGAAGAGGGGGGGGGGGUUCCACUCUGUUCACAAGCACCACACAUCCUUAACAAUUAGUAGUCAAUUCAUCAUUGUCACUUCUCUACCCCUAGACUGUGUCACAAACAGCAUCAGAAUGAUGUGUUUUGUUUUUUUUUCUCCGUUUUUUUUUCCGAGAAUGGUAAACUAUGUCACACUGCAGCCUAAUGAACGCCAGAGGAUACAAUGACGGGAUGGGCAAUUAAAAUGCAUACUAAGCUGCAGUCCUGGAUAAUCCGCAUUCCAUAUGUCACUCUUGUCACUUAUAAUCCCAUAAAUAUAUCCAAUAUAAUCCUUUCCUUUCAUUCUACAAAUAAUUAAGUCAUAUCUAUCCAGUGGUGGUGUGUUAAGCAUGCCAGUUUCAAAGUCUGCAUGUCAAACUUUGACAAUCGGUAGCUGCUACUGCCAUUUUGCAGCUAAUGUAUAUGCUUGUCGAUGUGUGUCUCGGUUUGGUGACGUGAAGGUGGGGGUUAGGUUCAGAGUCUGUGCAUUCCACCGUAAUGCUGAGCCAGUGGCACCCUAAUGACUCACCGGUAACGUCUGAACCAUGUGGCAAAGCUGUCUGACUGGUUCCUUGCUCAGAAAGAGAGAAUGAGAGAGGGUUGAGUGUAGAUAGACAAUGCUUUUUGCAGGUUAUACUUGCCAUUGUGUGGCCAGAUGUAAACUUGUGUGAGAAAAUUAGUAUCUUUGACUCAUUGCUCAGAGGUGUGUACGUGACAGUAAAUAUUCGGGGCGUGUUGCGACAUCACCCACACCCCUUUUUGAUAUGAAAAGGCUCUGUAAAUAUGUGCAUAGCAUGUGUCAGGCAUGUGUCUAUGUUCCCUCGGCCCUAUUUCAUUAACUUAUCUUAACUUGACUCAACUUCAGCCUCUACCUAACCCUAACCUUAACCCAACACUUAUCUUAACUGAUAGCAAGCCAAUUAGAUAGCUGACACACAGGGCUGACCCCAUAUGUGUCCGACUGUCUCAUGAGAAAUGAGGGUAGGCCAAUCUCUAUACUCUUCUUCUUCUUCUUUUGGCUUGUUCCCUGUUUCCCAAGGGGUCAGUCACCACAGCAGAUUUGAUAGUUUCCAUAGUUUGAUAAGUUUCUGUCGGUACCCUGUAAGGGCACAGCACCGAUGGCGGUCUUCUCAAACCGCAUAAUGAUUUGGCAAAAUUUUACGUCAGAUACCCAACCACUAUCCCUAUGGACUCUAUACUAUGAAAUCAAAUAUAAUAUGGAGUUGCCAAUCAAUCAAAAAGUGCAGUGUGCUGCUGUUUACGGCUGCCUUUCUAAAAAAAAAAACCCGAGCUGGAGGACACAUGCAGGUGUGCAGAUGAUAAUUUUUUGUCAGACUUUAGGCCUUUCUGUCACAUUUGACUGAGCUAACACAUCGUACUGCUUACAUCUGCUUUUACACCCAUAGGUUUGAAUUUUCAAAGGUACACCUGACAGGUUAUAAAGGUAGUCACAGGCUUUUAUAAUCUGAGAUAAACAUGGUCAUUGUGACCCUGAUGUAUUUUAAUGACUUGCUGUAUAAUGAUGGUGGUAGACAUAGUUUAUCCCUGGGACUUAAAAUAAACACCGUGAUACUGAACUCACUGAUGUGUGGUGGAACAGUAUUAUUUGCU